AUGCCAUCGAUGGCUGCUCCGAGUAGUGAACCAUCGUACGUUUUGAACCAGAUCAUCAUUUCUCCGUCAGAUACGGAUUAUCUCGAUCAAUUGAUUCCCUCGAUCAAAGAGUACAGAAUUGGUAACCGGACUUCUCAGCUGUUGCAGUCGUUAUCUAGAUUUGCCAGCGCCAAAGAAGCGGAAAUAGAAACCAUCUGCAACACAAACCAUCAAGAAUUCGUAUCUUCGGUCAACCAACUUCUGAGCAUUAGGGAAGGAACAGUCAGCCUGACGGCAGAGAUCCUCGAUCUCAAUCAAUCCAUUCAAGCUAGCACCGAACGGUUGGCCGAACAGAAAAAGGCGUUGGUAGAGUCGCGCAGCCACCGGCAGAACAUCGACGAGACAUCUCAUGCUAUACAAGAUUGUCUGGAAGUAUUGCGCCUCGCUAAUCAAGUACAUGACCUGCUUGCCAAGAAAAACCACUACGCUGCUUUACGAGCGCUUGAAGAGCUACAAAAUGUCCAUCUCAAGGGUGUAACUCAGUACAAAAUUGCCGAUAUGAUUCAACGUUCGGUCCCAGCGACCCAGCGAGCAAUAGCAGAAGCUGUUUUAUCAGAUCUCAAUACCUGGUUGUACCGAAUUCGCGAGAUGUCUCAGUUCCUCGGAGAAAUAGCCUUGUACCAUACCGAAUGCCGGAAGACAAGACAGAAGGAGAGGGCAGAGAAGCUACCAUAUCUCGAGCACUUCAAACUAAAUUCUGCCAUUGAGCUGGUAUCGGACGAGCACGAGGAAUACGAUUUACUACAGAAUGAAGAACUCCAAGUUGAUUUCACCCCGUUGUUUGAAUGUUUACAUAUACAUCAAUCUCUGGGACGUGUGGACAAGUUCCGAGCUGAAUACGCAAAUACUCGAUGCCGACAAAAGGAGCUUUUGAUCCCGGCUUCCAUUACACUCCUUGAUGAGGAUGGGGCCAGCCUUCACAACCUUCUAGAGGAGAUGGCAGGCUUUGCUAUCGUAGAGCGUGCUACUAUGAAACGAGUGCCGGAUUUGCGAUCUUCUAUUGAUGUUGAUGAGCUCUGGGAUUCCAUGUGCCAGACAGCUGUAGGGUUGAUUACAAAGGCACUUUCUGAAGUUGACAAUGCUGAAAGCUUGCUCAAAAUCAAAAAUCUUGUUGUGUUAUUUAUGCAAACCAUGAAUACAUGGGGCUUUCCUGUCGGGAUAUUUGACACUCUACUCUUGACAUUGUUCGAAAGAUAUGCUGAAUCGCUGAAGAAAAGGUUCAGUGAUGACUUUCAGGAGAUUGUCUCUACGGAUGACUAUAUGCCUAUGCCCAUACAAUCUUUGGAGGAGUACGAUAAGGUCCUCAAUGUCAGCUGGUAUAACCCCGAAAAGCAAAGGGAAGAACAAGUGUUCCCGUGUGUCCUCCCUUUCUCUCAAAUGUACCCCUUGUGUUGCAUUGACAUUCGAAACUUCUUGAACCAAUUCUAUUUCUUCGCCAAUGAGGAUUUUUCUCAUCCAAGUAUCAUCGAUGAAACACUUGAGAAUGCUUUGGACGAGCUUCUCUCAGACAAGGUCUGCGACAGCCUCGUUGAGCGUCUUGCUUCACAAUACCUGGGUCAGAUUGUUCAGAUACUCAUAAACUUGGAGCACUUUGAAUCAGCUUGCCGGGAGCUAGAAGUGCUCCUUGCUGCAGCUCGAUCACAGGGCGCUGCAGGUGGUCCCAUCUCCUUGAGGGCUACUGAGAAGUUUAAAAGCAACAAGAAAGCAGCAGAGAAACGUAUCUUUGAAGUGGUCAAUUCUAAGAUUGAUGAUCUUAUUGAAACUGCAGAAUACGACUGGAUGAUGCCUAUUCCACCCACAGAGCCCAGCAACUAUAUGCAAACACUCACGCGCUUCUUGUCCAACAUAAUGAAUUCAACUUUACUUGGUCUUCCAACAGAGAUCAAGGAGCUCAUAUAUUUUGACGCGCUUAGUCACGCAGCAAACAUGAUUCUGGCACAGCCUCUUUCACCAGACGUGAAGACCAUCAACCCUAAUGGAGUGAUGGCUCUUGCUAAAGACGUUGAAUACCUGUCUCAAUUCGUUGAUAGCUUAGGUGUACCCAUUCUACGAGAGAACCUCGAUGAACUCCAGCAGACCGUACAUUUGAUGCAGGCUGACAACGCAGACGAGUUUUACGACAUUUCUACAAGAAACAAAAAGUAUGGUCGCGUAGAUGCCAUCAACGGUCCUAUCCUGCUAGAGAAGCUUACGCGCACUGUGCAAAGCUCUGGAAGGGUUGAUAAGUUCACGACCCUUUCCUCUAGAUUUGGCAAGAAAUCGUGA
Molecule: messenger RNA, 2304 nt
Organism: Aspergillus clavatus NRRL 1
Lineage: Eukaryota; Fungi; Ascomycota; Eurotiomycetes; Eurotiales; Aspergillaceae
Product: Rab GTPase-binding exocyst subunit SEC15
Exons: 9
Coding region: 1-2304 (767 amino acids)
Biological process (GO): intracellular protein transport; exocytosis; Golgi to plasma membrane transport
Cellular component (GO): exocyst; membrane
Source: RefSeq, a predicted model, not a curated record